Molecule: messenger RNA, 1378 nt
Organism: Linum trigynum
Lineage: Eukaryota; Viridiplantae; Streptophyta; Magnoliopsida; Malpighiales; Linaceae
Source: the annotation of a GenBank genome assembly
CCAGAAACAAUAUUGUUUCACAAGGUAACAUGUACUUGAUUUUGGUUCAUAAGGCUGAUUUUUUAUUCGUUGCAUCUGAUAGAAACCCAAUUUCCGGGUUUUAUCAUAAUUACCAUAAUUACUAUUAUUAUGGUAUCAGAGCCUGGUUGAGCCCAUCUAAGUUCUUCGAUUCGGAGUGGGUUCGUCUCAGCCAACGGUUGCAGCAAUCUCUCGACCGCUACGAACGGGAAGCACGGGAGAGGGAGGCGACCGAGGGCGCGAUGAGGGCGAGGGCAGUGGGUGUCGCCGCUGGCGAGACAUGGCGGCGGCGACCGGCGGGUCUGCCCGACAUCACCGCGAGGGCCGGCGACGCGGCGGAGGCUGGGGAGGCAGCCCUAGGCGCCGCGGGGGCAGGAGCGGCGACAGCUGCCGUGGACGUGGUGGAGUCGGCCGAUGAGGAAGUGACGUCGCGAUGGGCGGCCACUCCAGUUGUGGCGUCGACGGUCGAGACCCCGGCCCUAGUCAUGAGCUUCACGGGUUCGAAAUUGCCAUUCCGCCACCGUUGGGUUUGCGCGGCGCCGAGCGAGCAAACGAAGGUGGAAGGCGUAGCCUGUCUCCCCAGAAACCCUAGGCCGCCUGAUUUGGGCCAAGGGGUACAACAAAAGCCGCUCUUUCAGUUGGGCCGAGCGGAUGGGACUACUUCUUUGGAUGGCUCGAGAAUAAUGGAUCGUUGGGUGGAGAAAAGUGGGAUGAAAUUCGGCCGAGGAAGGGAGGGUGAGAAGAAAUUUGAUGGGCUUGCUCUUGGUCAGGAACGUCAGCAGAGCAGGCCAAGAAUUAAAAAUAAAGGUUUGGCAGCCCAUGGACCAAUACUUGGGCCAUUUAUGAGUUGUCUUACAUGGGCUCCUCUAUGUAGUAUGGAGUCGAACCCAAUUGCUGGGCAAGACCUGUCAAGUGGGCCGCAUCUGCAGGGAGGGAGUGAGUCCAACAUGAGUUAUGUCUUAAAUAAAGUGGGCUUGAAGAAAAAUGGGUUUAAUGAAUUGGUAAGUGGGCUUUCAAGGAGGUAUCAACCCCAUGCCAUUGGAGAAGCAGAAUAGGGAUGACAACAAAACCCGAACCCACAGGUACCCAUCCGACCCAACCCGGUCAACGCGGGUAAAACCCGUGUUGAGGGGUUUUGGGCCGGGUUUGGGUUUAAACCCGCUACACUAUUCACCGGGUUGGGUUUGGGUUUAGGUAAACCCGCCCCGUGGGUACCCGCCCACACACAUAUAAUUACUUUUCCGGUAUAUUUAAUAUUCUAAAUAAUAUAUCUUCCUUAAACAACUAAUAUUCUUUAUGUUUGUGGAGACAUUUUUAAUUUGUUCUUUCUAAUUGUUUAGAAUGAAGUUGAUAUUAUGAA